Molecule: messenger RNA, 2654 nt
Organism: Triplophysa rosa
Lineage: Eukaryota; Metazoa; Chordata; Actinopteri; Cypriniformes; Nemacheilidae
Gene: ssx2ipa
Product: synovial sarcoma, X breakpoint 2 interacting protein a
Exons: 14
Coding region: 232-1986 (584 amino acids)
Source: RefSeq, a predicted model, not a curated record
CGCGCUUCAAACCACCCAAACGUCUCGAGCGCUUCAGGGGAGCACUAAUCACGUUCAUGAAUCGGAUCGAUCUGAUGUCGCGUCUGGACGGUCAUGUAUUAAACUCGCCGUGUGUGGAUUCGUAUGUCUGCCUCUGAAUGACCGGCGGCCCACCAGUGUCCCGUCUUUCAGCCGCCCGCGUCUCACGUGGAUGAUGGACACCUGAGCAUCACAGCGCUUUUAAAUGUUGACAUGGGAGAUUGGUGGACAGCAGCAAUGAUGCCAGACCCAGCUCACGACACCAAAGAUCUUUCCAGUAUUUCUGGGAUCAGCAUGUCUCCCUGCAGGCAGAAUUCUCCCCCGUCGCUGCACUCCAGCAUGGCCCUGCCCAGAACCUCUUACAGCGUGUUGAGCGCCUUCUGCACGGAAGACAACGUGUCGCAGUGUAUCGUCUACAUUAAUCAGGAGGUGUGUUCACUGGGCCUGUCUGGAGUCGGUCUGGAGUGUGUUUCAGACGGUCCGAGCGCCGUGCCGCUUCUGAAUGUGCUGUAUGAAGUCCUGCAGCUGCAGAAGAGAUCUCAGCGUGCCCUGCAAGAGCUGGAGAACCAGCAGCUGAAGACCAGCAGUGACCUGGAACAUCUGCAGCACAGCAACUCCAGACUCAAAGAUCAGCUGGAGCACACCAGGAGAGAGAACUCGGGUCUUCAUGAGGGAGAGAGACGGCUGCAGCUGAAGAUCAAGACCUUACAGAACUGCCUCAAGUCUGAGAAAGACGAAGUACAGAAACUGCAAAGCAUCAUCUCAAGCCGUGCCACGCAGUACAACCACGACACCAAAAGAAAAGAGAGAGAGUGUACCAAACUGAAGGAACGCCUUAACCAGCUGCUCAUGGACAAGCGGGACAAGAAACUCGCCAUUGAAGUGUCAAACUAUGUGGGGAGGUCGGAUGGAAAGAGAGGCCUCUGGAAGACGGGCAAGAUGGAGGCCAGACACGAGGGAGAGAUGUACAAGGCUCUCUUGGGUGAUUACGAGAGCCGUCAAAGAUCUCUGAUGCUGGAAAACUCUGAGCUGAAGAAGGUGUUACAGCACAUGAAGAAGGACAUGAUCUCGAUUCUGAGUCCAAAAAAGGCCCGUGUCAAAACCGAGCCGACAGAUGACAGCCUCGAACGGGUGGGCUCUGAGGGAGAAGAGGAGGCGGCUGACUCCAGCAGAGAGACGCUAGAGCAGGCGUGCGAGCAGGCGAGAGAGCAGCUCACCAACAGCAUCCGCCUGCAGUGGAGGAGACUCAAGAGCCACAUGGAGAGACUCGACAGCCAAGCGUCUCUGGUGGCGUGUCAGGAGCGUGAAGGCGAGGAUCAGAUGUCCAGGCGAGAACAAGAGGACGAGAUUCAGCGUAUGAGGCUGGAGGUGCAGCAGUGUAAAGAGUUCAUUCACGUGCAGCAGCAGCUCCUGCAGCAGCAGCUAAGCUCGCCGUGUGAUGAUGAGACGGCCGCUCUACUGAACGACUGCUACACGCUGGAAGAGAAAGAGCGACUGAAGGAGGAAUGGAGACUCUUCGACGAGCAGAAGAAGAACUUUGAGAAGGAGAGGAAGAACUUCACUGAAGCUGCUAUUCGUCUGGGCCAUGAGAGGAAAGCUUUUGAGGAUGACCGAGCUGCAUGGCUGAAGACUCAGUUUCUGAACAUGACUCCAUUUGUAGAUCGUAAGAGACCAGCAUUGCCUGAAGCCGAAUGUGCCUUAUCAGCCAGUACAGAACCCGAAGCCAAAAUCCAGUCCACUCCACCCCUGCUGACAAAGUCCCAGUCGUACAGGGCAUUCUCCACCCCCAGAGCUGCCCCGGUGAAGAUGCCCUCCACUGCUGACCUCUACCGCUCACUGCGUCUCAUUCCAGAAAGCAGAGGACACGGCAGACGUCAGAGCGGUGAGACGGUGAGGUCACGGCUGCGGAACGGUUCUGUGGACUGCAGUGUCUUCUCAUUGGUCAGAGAUGAGAACAGCCCCAUCUAAAGGUACUUCUGUUGUGAGCCCAUGAGACACUCCAUGUGUUCAGUGCAGCUGUCACGUAAAGCUUUGCUGCGUCUUCCUGCCAUCGCAUCACAGCCGGCUCCUUUACCUCCUGAUGUGAUGUGUAUUAUGAAAAACUGAACAGAAUUAAACGGAAGGUGUGAUCGGUUGAAUAAAACUCAUCUCGGAGACGAUCCAUUGCUCACUCUUUUGCAUUUGUCUUCUGUGAUCUCCACUGAAGUUGCCAAUGUGUAUUGUAUGAUAGUACUACGAAUAAGAAUACAAUAUUAUGUAUAUACAGUGCAUAGGGCAUCUGAUUAAGCACUUGUAACAAUGUAGUUUUUGAACACUAAUAUCAUUCGAUAUGUUGCUUACUGUCGCCAUUUAUUGAUGCAGGACGUACAUCAUUCAAAAUCUUGGGGUAGUUUUGAGAUAAGAGAUUCAGAGUUUUGUAUCUUUAAUAUGAUAUUUGUGAAUGUAGGUACUGUGUGGUAAUUGUCUGAUGUUUUUGUGAUGUACUCACAAUAGGUUGUGGGUUUCAUUUUGUAUUCGUUUGUUCACUUGAAUGUUAAGUAUUUGUACGCACAAAUCAUGAAUGUGUAGAGCUUGAAAAUAUUUUUUGUUUACAGACACAGUUCUCCAAAUAAAUGCAAUAAAGUUUGAAAGAUUUG